AUGGACGCCCGCCUUCGCCGGGUAAACAAAGAGAUUGCAGACUGCAAGAAUGACAAGGCAUCCCAAAUCGCCAUCGACCUUGUCGAGAACUCUCCAUAUCACCUCAUCGGUUCCUUCGAUGGUCCGGAAGGCACCCCCUACGAGGGUGGCCAUUUCGAAGUCGACAUCGUGAUUCCAGAUUCGUAUCCAUUCCAACCCGUCAAGAUGAAAUUCAUCACGCGAGUGUACCACCCAAACGUCUCUUCCGCUUCCGGCGCAAUCUGUCUGGACAUCCUCAAGGAUGCAUGGUCGCCAGUGCUCACGCUCAAAUCCACUCUCAUCUCCCUCCAAUCUCUUCUCUGCUCCCCAGAACCGCGCGAUCCGCAGGAUGCAGAGGUUGCGAAGCAUUACAUGACGAGCAAGAGUAGCUUCGAGGACACCGCGCGGUACUGGACUAUGAUUUAUGCAGGUGGCCCUGGUGACAAGAGCAGUGGGAAGGCGCGGAGUGGAGGUCACAACGAUCCCAUCGCAAUGGCCGGGCUAGACAAAGCGCAUGUUGACCGGUUUCAGGCAAUGGGUUUCGAUCAGGCAAAGGUGAUCGACGUAUUGCGACGGUUGAACUACCGUGGCAGGAAUGUGGCGGAGAUCAACGAUGACAAGAUCGUAGAGGAGCUCCUCAAAUGA
Messenger RNA from Sparassis crispa, 663 nucleotides. RefSeq names its product Ubiquitin-conjugating enzyme E2 1. The transcript is spliced from 4 exons. Gene Ontology annotation, biological process: protein polyubiquitination; proteasome-mediated ubiquitin-dependent protein catabolic process. Lineage: Eukaryota; Fungi; Basidiomycota; Agaricomycetes; Polyporales; Sparassidaceae. Bases 1 to 663 code for a protein of 220 amino acids. The record is from RefSeq and is a predicted model, not a curated record. Gene Ontology annotation, cellular component: nucleus. Gene Ontology annotation, molecular function: ubiquitin conjugating enzyme activity; protein binding.